CUGGCAAGCGGGACCUGACCGCGACGGUGGUGGGCGCCUCCUCAAAGUCCCCUUCAGAGUCUUCACUUUCCUGUUUUCUGUACUUCCUGAAUCACUGCUUUGCUCCUUGUCUCCUCCCGUCAUCUAAGCUCAGCAAACACGUCGGUGACGCGCUCCUCGGGGACACCGCCUGGACGCGUCCGACAAUAACAAGACGAACUCAUUCACGGACGGGAAUCGUGACUUUCAGAACAAAUCAUCCUCACGAGCGACAUUAUGGCGGACCCCCUCAACAUGCUGCAGGCCGCCCUGACCGCGGAGGCCAACUCGCCCGCGCAGGCGGACAUCCUCAUCCAGCUUCGGACCUCGCUCGAGGCGGCCCCCGCGCCGAUCCCGAUCCUCGUCUCCACGCUCAUCAGCAAUGUGUCGGGCUGGGGGGACAGCCUGCUCCGGACGUGGGUGGUGGACCUCCUGUGCUUUGGGAUCUGCACGCCGAGUUUGCAUGUGGAUCAGCGGACGCAGUUGGCGCUCUCGACUCUGUCGACGCUCUCGCAGCUGUUGGACGAUGCGUCGCCGGCGAUUGUGAAGGUGGCGAUUCAGGCGCUGACGGGCGCGUACCCGCUGGUGUUCAGGCAAUUAUGCAUAACCCGGUCCAACCCCGCCGCAUGGGAGACCAUGACCUCCGCCAAGUCCCGCAUCCUCGAUAUCGUCCGCACUCCCGAAGGCAUCCUCCCGUCUGGAGUGCGCCUCGCUGCGAUCAAGUUCGCCCAGCGUGCUGUCAUCCUGCAGUCGCGCGGUACCUCGUCGAAUGCCCCUGCGGACCCGCGGCGCAGGCAGCAGCAAGCGGCGUCGGCCGAUCCAAGCGACGCGAGCCUAGUGCUAUGCCCGACGAACCAUCCGUUCAUCAGCCCGCCGAAACUCGAACAGGAGGGCGCGAGGAUGGCCGAGUUCCUGCUGGGCAUGAUAUUCCAGACUCGGGACGUGGCGACCUUCACGGCGUUGGUGAACUCGUAUGCGGGGCUCGUGAAGCUGCGCCCUGGGUCCGUGCACACGGUCGUGAGCGCGCUCAAGGCGUGGACGCCGGCGUCGCUUCAGGAUGCGAGCGCGGGCGCCAUCAAAAGCGCGGAGAAGAGCGUCAGAAUACUAUUGAACCAUAUCAACAGAAACCCUGCCUACGCUGCCCUGCAUACCACUGUCUCGGAGGCGCUCUCCGCACAAGCCUCUCGCAUAGAAAAAGCCGCGCAGGAAGAGAAGAUGCGCCGCGCGGGCAAGCGCCCCGCCACCGACGCCGGGCGCCCUGAUGCGAAGAGGGCGAAGCUGGAGCCGGCACCUGCCGCGGUUCCUCCUGCGGAUGGCGCCCCUGGGCCGGCGUCCUUCCUCGCGGCCUUCGACUUCACGACGCUGCCAGCAUCGUUGAUCACGGAACUCGUGAUCGCGAACUUGGGCGCGUUCAGCGACCAGGCGCUCGCGGUGCUGGUGGCGAAGUAUAGGGCGGAGAAGGGGCUGGGUGGGCCUCCGCCGAUUGCCUCGCCGCAAGCCGUGCCCGCUGGUAGCUCGACGACGCCACCGGGGUCGCCGCCGCCUGCGCUGAAGGCGGCAUACGCGCAGGUGCGCGCGCAGUCGCAGCCGCCGAGGAAGGGGUCGACGCCGAUACCGACAGGCCCGAGGGCGGAGCGGAUGAAGGACCAGGACAGGGCGAAGGAGGAUGGCCGGGACAAAGAGGAGAAGGGAGAGGCUAACGCGCCGCGCCCGCCGCCAGAGCCAGUCGACCCGCUGGCGAUGGACCUUGACCAGAAUGAACUGGAGUUUGAGCCCGAUGCACUAAACAGGGAGUUAGGGCCGGGGAGGGAUGCAGAUGACGUCGCCGCGGCGGCUCCCCGGCGCGGCGCGCGCAGCCAGGAAGAUGCAGGGGACGUCAAUAUGGAGGUCAGCGAAGAUGAGGCGGAGGCGGAGGCCGCCGACAUCGACUUCGGCAGCAUAGUGGGCCCAGGCGGGGUAGCGCUCCCCGCGCCGCCACGGCUGGGUGAGGGAGAGAAGAUGGCGCUGGUGCGGGACGCGGUCGCGAGGGUGUGGGAUGGGGAUGGGUUGGUGGGCGGGACGGCGGGGCUGGAGGGCCCGGAGCUGUGGAUGUUGCUGCUGGUGAGGAUGGUGACGAGGGUGGCGGCGCCCCCGGUGGGGGAUGCGGGUAGUGGGGAGGUGAAGAAGGCUGAUGAAGCAGAUACUGAGGCGACGGGGAAGUCAGAGGAGCCUGAGGAACCACCGGCCGCAGAGGACGCAUCAGAGUCUGCGAAUUCUGCGGCUAAGGCGGAGGGCGAUGCUGCAAACGGCCAGGUAGUGACUGCUGCCGAUGUCGAGAAAUUCUACGAGCGGCAGGACGCGUUGCGGAAGACCCUGAGAGACUACAUUGUGGCGGACUUCUCCGGAAGACUAUCGUUAGCGACAACAUGGAUGAACGAGGAGUGGUACAACGACCAGAUACACUUGCAGUUCAUGAAGGACGAGCGAUGGCGGCCGAACUACGACAUAUGGCUUGCUCAGCUUGUGGCCGCGUACGAAACCAUGCUGGACGAUGGUCGGCCGGAGGCAGGGACGCAGCGGUCGUUCGCCAAGUUCCUCCUCGACCUGCCUGCUGUGCCACCCGAUGUGAUGGACUUGCUCAGAGACUUGUGCAUUGAAGGCGGAAGCCCAAAUCGCGUGGCGGUCGGUUUCCAGACAUUGCGCGGCUUCGUGAUACAGCGACCCUCAUUGCGAACCGAGGCUCUGACUGUGCUGCUCGAGCUCACCACUCAUCCAGAACGCAAGACACGCGGUCCCGCCAUCAACACCGUGAAACUCUGGGUGCCCGCCGUCCAUCCUAUGAACAGCAUCGUUCAGAGCUUCGCGCUCGCGGUCAUGCGGAGGCUGACGAGGCGGGAGGAGCCGAAGGUCAACGGUACACCAUCUGCCGAUGUUGAGAUGCAGUCUUCAGACACUACGCAAACCAACGGCACCUCGUUCGCGGAGGGAGCGCUUCGAGCCGAUGCACCGUCCUCAGAGCAGGCACCAGCCGGUACCCGAGCAGGAGAUGAUGCUCAAGGGGGCGAGAUCACCCAGGACAGCAACAUGGACGGCGUCGAGGAGGGAGAGGAACACGAGGAGCCCGUGCAGACGCCGUAUCUGCCAGAACGUGUUACAGGCGAGGGGCCAGAGGCGAAGCCGCAAGUGCUGCAGCACGUUGAGCUCCUGUUCGCGCUGUCCGUGAAGGUACCGGAGCUGCUCGACGAAAUCUUCGACGCCUACGGCCAAAUGGACCCCGCCGUCCAAAACGUCGUCCAGGAGCUGAUCACCCCCCUCAUCCGCUCCCUCGGGCCCUCGCACUCGCGCCUGCUGACGCUCCUGCGCACCUUCCCGCCGCACGCUGAGGGCCUCGCGCUUCGCGUCCUGUCGAUCUUCACCGAGAACGGCCGGCCGAGUCCGCAACUGGUGGCCAUCGUCAAGGGCCUCGUUGCGGAGCGGCAGGAUCUGCGCGAGGGCGCGCUGGCCGCGCGCUUCUUGAUCCCGGUCAUUGGCGAGAUGGACAAGGCCGAGAUCAUACGCUAUCUCCCGCGGAUCGUGUCCGUGCUGGAUGGCAAAGCGGAGUCGAAGGCGCUGGUGAAGUCCGUGUUUAGCUCGAUUGUGGCCCAGCCGCCGCAGACGUUUGGGAUGGUGUCGUCGAAUGUACCAAGGGUCCGCCACAACGAAAUGCUCACGCCCGCGGAGCUGAUGGUCCUGCUGCACGACUCCGAGAAGGACAUUGGGCUGCAGAGUGCUAAAGAAGCCAUCACCAUCUGCUUUUCUAUGACGGAUAUCUACCGAUCUGAGGUCCUCGCGGUCGUCAUCCAGCAAAUUAUGGACGAGCCUGUGCUGCCCGUACUCUUCCUGCGCACCGUUAUCCAGGCGGUGACGACGUAUAAGACCUUGGUCCCGUUCGUGGCGACGACUUUGUUGAGCAGGCUGAUUACGAAGAAAAUAUGGACGAAUGCGCCGCUAUGGGAGGGGUUUGUGAGGUGUGCGAAGGUCACUGCACCUAUCUCUUUUGGCGCGCUCCUGCAGCUGCCGAAGGACCAGCUGCGCGAGCUUGUGGGCAAGCAGCCGAGCUUGAAGGCCGGGCUCAGGGACUACGUGACGAAGAAGGCGACGAAUAAGGCGAGGGUGGCGGGUUUCUUGGAUAUCUUUGGGGAGGGGUCUGAGGGUUCAAGCGGGUCUGCGGCGAAUGGGAAUGGGAGCGUGACGAGUGGGAAUGGGAAUCUAGUGCAGUCCGGGCCGCCGACGCCUAGUACGCCAGCCGGACCACCGGAGACGCCAACAGGGCUGGUGGGGUCUACGAACGGGACACCAUCGGCGUCUGCAACGGCGGAGGGAACCCCAGUGCCUCUGACGCCGCUUACACCGACGAUGACGCCGCAGAUGGAGGGUGUCGAGUCAACUUCUUGAUGUCAGAUAUGCAUGAUAUAUAUGCAAUGGGUGCGAUGCCCUGGGAGCUUGGAAGCCUCUCACCUGCGAAUUGACUACAGUAUGAGGGAUGUCAGCCCAUAGGGGAGGUGGCAAUAUAUGCAAUGAUGUCGAUGAGUACAGUAUACAUUCAUGGGUGUCUGGAAUUACGAGCGUGGAUGUGUUAGCUAACUGAAAUAUUCCAUACUUACAUAAGGAUAACGGCAGAUGCAUUUGCACUGUCCAUCGGUU
Schizophyllum commune H4-8 is the source of this 4680-nucleotide messenger RNA. RefSeq lists its product as uncharacterized. Bases 256 to 4431 code for a protein of 1391 amino acids. The record is from RefSeq and is a predicted model, not a curated record. The transcript has 16 exons. Lineage: Eukaryota; Fungi; Basidiomycota; Agaricomycetes; Agaricales; Schizophyllaceae. Gene Ontology annotation, cellular component: mRNA cleavage and polyadenylation specificity factor complex.